Ostrea edulis (European flat oyster) is the source of this 1076-nucleotide messenger RNA. RefSeq lists its product as uncharacterized. The transcript has 7 exons. Lineage: Eukaryota; Metazoa; Mollusca; Bivalvia; Ostreida; Ostreidae. The record is from RefSeq and is a predicted model, not a curated record. Bases 97 to 957 code for a protein of 286 amino acids.
ACUGUCUAUUUUCAAUAAAUCAAGCAUUUAUUUUAUAGAGAAGGGAGUAUCAAAGUACACGUACUGGCAAAAGUAUAUGUUCAUAAACUACGCGGUAUGGGAAUAAAGGUGCGAGAUCUCGUAGAGAAUAUAACUGAUCACGUGGAAUCUGUAGACUUUACAACCCUUGCUACUUCAGAAGGACAACUGUAUGACAACAAAGAAGAAAUCCGUAGAGCCUUUAUCAUUCAUAAAAAUGAUACUGAGUGUGAGGCAGUAGGUAUUUGUAACAAAACCGAGGAAUGCGCUUCGUCCUUGGAAAACAACUAUACCGCUCACUCCUGCAAUCUGCAUCAGCCAGGGUGCUCUAUUGAAUGUGGUCCAAACGGUGCAUGUAUUCAUUCUGGUGGCAUCUCAUACUGCAGCUGCGAUUUUGAUUGGCUAAACAUCUAUUACGGGGAGAGAUGUGACCGUGUAGCGGUUUCUCUGGAAGCCGAGCUUGGGAUUACUUUUGGGUGUCUUGGAGCGGUACUAAUAUUUGUAUUUGUUGGUUGCCUCAUCAGGUCACGAAACAAAAAUAAAGAAAGCUACUGUGAGGAUGAAGCUGGAGACUGGCGAGGAUUUAGUGGGACCGACUCCAGAUGGUUGACAUUUUCUGGGAGGUACUCCACGCGAGAAAUCCCAUACAAAAGGUCCUUACGAGAUGGGAGACAUUUGGUACCUGCACAUGACCCUUUCGGUAGUAGUCGAAUGACCAGACCUGGACUCUACCUUCCUGGGAAUGCUGGGACGGACACCAGUUUUGUGAACAACGUGACCAGCUACAGCAAAUUCAGUUCAGACGUUGACUUUUCCAUACGAAGACCUCACGUGUCGAAAGAACCAAGUGCAGUAUAUCUAAGUGAUCAAUCAUGGCGAUCGACAGGAUACACUAACUCUGUUUUCUACAACUAUCCAGAGGAGAGAACUCAUCUGUAGCACGAACAUCUUAAAGAAUACGUCAUUUGCGUACUAUUUUAUAAUCAGCUUCAUGGUGUCGAAUGAUUCAAUCAGGAAUGGGAUUUUCCACAUAUUGUUCACAUACGAAUUAAAUAGUA